Arctia plantaginis is the source of this 1221-nucleotide messenger RNA. NCBI's taxonomy places the organism in Eukaryota, Metazoa, Arthropoda, Insecta, Lepidoptera, Erebidae. The record is from the annotation of a GenBank genome assembly.
AUGAACAUUACAAAAAUCGUAAAAGCUUUUGCUCCUUCAACAUUGAAACAGACGAGAUGCAUUGCUUCUCUGUCAGCAUUGCCUGAUACAUAUCAAAUGCUUUAUAAAACUUGUCGUGAUUUCGCUGAAGGAGAAUUGAAACCAAAUGCUGCUAAGUAUGAUCGCGAACAUCUAUAUCCUGGUGAAGCUAUUAAGAAAAUGGGCGAACUGGGACUUAUGGCCAUAGCUACUCCAGAAGAAUUGGGGGGUGCUGGAUUAGACUAUCUUGCUUAUGCCAUUGCUUUGGAGGAGAUAUCCCGUGGUUGUGCAUCAGCUGGAGUGAUAAUGUCUGUAAACAACUCAUUAUAUUUAGGGCCUCUUUUACACUGGGCCAAUGAUAAACAGAAACAGGAGUUUGUUACACCCUUCUGCACAGGUGAUAUAGUUGGGUGCUUUGCAUUAUCAGAACCAGGAAAUGGUUCUGAUGCCGGUGCAGCUUCUACCACUGCCAAAGAUAGUGGUGACAAAUGGAUCUUGAACGGCACAAAGUGUUGGAUCACAAAUGGUUAUGAAAGCAAAGCUUCAGUUGUAUUUGCUACCACAGAUAAAAGUAAAAAACACAAAGGGAUCUCAGCUUUCAUUGUACCAAAGCCUAUUCAAGGCUUAGAAUUGGGCAAGAAAGAAGAUAAGUUAGGAAUAAGAGGUUCCUCCACAUGUUCACUAAUGUUCGAAGACUGUGCAAUUCCUAAAGAGAAUAUUCUUGGAGAACCAGGAUUGGGUUUUAAAAUUGCAAUGAUAACAUUAGAUUCAGGACGGAUUGGUAUUGCUUCACAAGCUUUAGGUAUUGCUCAGGCGUCAUUGGAUGUUGCCGCUGAAUAUGCUUCAAAACGCAUGGCAUUUGGAAAACCAAUCAUGAAGUUGCAAGCUAUACAAAACAAAUUGGCCGACAUGGCAUUACAACUAGAGUCGGCGCGACUGCUUACAUGGAGAGCAGCUUGGUUGAAAGAUAAUAAAAAACCUUACACUAAAGAGGCAGCAAUGGCUAAGUUAGCAGCUUCAGAGGCAGCUACGUUUUUAUCUCACCAAUGUAUUCAGAUUUUAGGAGGAAUGGGCUAUGUGUCUGAUAUGCCCGCAGAGCGACACUACCGCGACGCCAGAAUCACUGAAAUUUACGAAGGCACUUCUGAAAUACAGAGACUCGUUAUAGCUGGCCAGCUCAUCAAGGAAUAUGGUCUUAACUGA